Messenger RNA from Saprolegnia diclina VS20, 1232 nucleotides. RefSeq lists its product as hypothetical. The coding region runs from base 1 to 1209 and encodes 402 amino acids. The transcript has 5 exons. The record is from RefSeq and is a predicted model, not a curated record. Lineage: Eukaryota; Oomycota; Saprolegniomycetes; Saprolegniales; Saprolegniaceae.
AUGGGCGCCAUCAUCGGCGCGUUUCCGACGCUCACGCCGGACGAACGUGUCCCCGAGCCAAACGUCUUCAGGAUGGUGUCGAUGCGGCACACGAUGAGCGCAUUGCCGGCGUGCAUGCUCGCGCUCAUCCCACUGCCAUCGCUCGUCGAUCGUCUGACGCCGGCCGCCCAGCGCUGCGCCAGGCAAUGGUCGCUCGAGGCCUUCGACAGCCUUGCGCACGUGUUGCUGCUAUCGGUACUGUUGCACGAAGGUGGUCUCGACGAAGCGCCGGGUGUGCGCAGCCGGGUGCUGUACGCCAUAGUCGGAAUCCCCAUGCUUCCGCACGAGCUUCUCGAACUCAUUGCCACCCUUGUGCCGUGCCCAAAGACGUUUUUGGUGCUACUCCACGCACUUCCGUCGCGCCACCUCUCGGCUCCGCUCCAGAGUCUGCUCGCACUGUCCCGGACGCCGCAUCACGCCUAUAUUAGCAUUGCAUGGCCUCGCCUCGUGCUCAAGCAAAGCCGCCUCCCACUCGAAGCGACGCAGCUCCUCGAGCGCACCCUCGACAUGCUGCUGCACCAUUUUGCGCCGUACAUGCGGCGUCUCACGCUGUGUCCUCACGGCAAUGUGUGCGACGAUAUGCGCUAUCUGCAAGACGCGCUGACUGCCUGCUGUCGCCUCGAGGAGCUCGUGCUUGACGUCCGACACGACCCGCGCAGCGUGUGGACGCCACUUGUGGUUCUCGCUUGCCGCAUGCCGGGCCUCGCAUCGCUCACGCUCAAGCUGCCAAAGCACGCACCAUAUGCAGCCACGUCGAUCUGCGACGCGCUAGUUGCGCUGCUGCACACCCAGCAGUGUACGGCGCUGCACUUGACCAACGUUCGCUUUCAGCACGUGGCCGAUCGCGUCGCCGUGCACCGAGCUCUGCUUGCGUGUACCUCGCUACGUGAUUUGCACCUGGACAGCACCAACUUGUCGCUUUUGUUUGUGCCGCAUUCGGUGACGCGCCUCUCUCUAUGGGCCCGCGACGACGCGGCGCGCAUCGAGAUGGCCGAAGCGAUGCAAGCGCUUGCUCGUCUGGAGCAGCUGCAAAAGCUCACACUUUGUCCGCAGUUGACACAGCCGCUCUGGGUGCUCGAGGCUUUUUUGCGGCGGCAGCUUCCGCACCUCGAACGACUGAGCGUCCGUGGCGCGUCUUUUGCUAGUCCAGUCGAGUGUCGCUACGGGUAAUUGCGUAAUGGAAUGAGUCGUCA